Molecule: messenger RNA, 393 nt
Organism: Microthlaspi erraticum
Lineage: Eukaryota; Viridiplantae; Streptophyta; Magnoliopsida; Brassicales; Brassicaceae
Source: the annotation of a GenBank genome assembly
AUGUCUGCAAAACAGAUCUUCGAGAAGUUCAACAAGAACAAAAACGGUAAACUCUCAUUAGACGAGUUUCGUGAAGCAGUUCUCGCUUUCUGUAGCAUUCCUGAUGAAGAAAUCGCUAAACUGUUCAAGGAGAUUGACGUGGACGGUGAUGGCGAGCUCGGGGCUGAGGAGUUUACUACGUGCGUUGAUAAAAUGUUGAAGGAAGCGUUUGCUUUUUGUGAUAACGAUGGUGACGGAAAGAUAACGACCGAUGAGUUCUACGGGGCCAUGAUUGCGCUCGGAAAAGAUUGCACCGAAGAGAAAUGUGCCGAGAUAUUUCGAUCCGUCGAUGCAGAUGGUGAUGGUCGUCUGAGUUUUGAAGAGUUUAUGACUAUGAUAAUUGGCGACUUGUAA